Hibiscus syriacus is the source of this 819-nucleotide messenger RNA. RefSeq lists its product as uncharacterized. NCBI's taxonomy places the organism in Eukaryota, Viridiplantae, Streptophyta, Magnoliopsida, Malvales, Malvaceae. The record is from RefSeq and is a predicted model, not a curated record. The transcript is spliced from 3 exons. Bases 37 to 393 code for a protein of 118 amino acids.
CUGAGCCAUUUAAAGAAUUUGAAAGAGAGGAAGGUGAUGGCGGCGGCGGCGGCGUUUAGGUGGUUGCUCCAACUCCACAAGGACGUUCCCAAGGCGGCGAAGUUCUACUCACAAGGGCUCGACUUCUCCGUCAACAUCUGCACGCUUCGGUGGGCCGAGCUCCAGUCUGGUCCUCUUAAGCUUGCUCUCAUGCAAUCCCCCUGUGAUAAUGUGAUGCAGAAUGGCCACUCUUCAGUUUUAUCGUUCACAGUGAAUGACAUUAAUAGUACAGUAACAAAAUUAAUGGCAUUAGGAGCUGAACUAGAUGGUCCCAUCAAAUAUGAAAUCCAUGGCAAGGUUGCUGCCAUGCGUUGUAUCGACGGUCACAUGGUUGGCCUCUAUGAACCAGCAUAAAUAUUCUGGAGAACAAGUCCCUUCAUCGGAGUUGACCGAUUCACGGUUAAACUCAUUUAAAGACAUCGAGAAGCCGUGCGAAAUUUUCCCCUUCUUUGGAUUUCCUUCAAUUACUGUAAGAGUUUUUUCAUCCAAAUCAAUGACUGCUGUGCAGAGUGUAUAAAGAGUUGGACCUGAAAGUAAUAACGAUAACGAUAAGUUAGUUACCGUUGAAUAGAAGCUGCUCUACAUUUCCAUCCUUCAACUUUUACCUGUCAUGUAGAUGGGGUACUUUGAAUCUUCUAUAUCUCCUAGGAGAGACAAGAAAUUGGUUUUUGAUCCUUGUGGUAGAACAGCUGCUCUUUCUGUCUGCUUAUUGAGUUUUCAUCAUGCACCUUUAUUGCAAAACAUUGGUUUUAGUUUCAAAGUAAUGGUUAAUUUAUGGUA